AUGACAUCAAACAGUGGUACAAGUGGUGGAGCUGCUACGAAAGAUGUGAAACUCACCCGACGGCCAAGUCCAAUUGGCCUGGCACACGUUGUUCUGCGAUCUACGCCAGAGCAAUACCAGAAAAUGGUCUGGUUUUACAAGGAGCUUCUAAAUGGAGAAAUAAUCCUCGAAGAAAAGACGUUCGCAUUUCUCCGUUACGACUACGAGCAUCACCGAGUUGGGAUUCUGAUGACACCGAACACACAACCUAGAAAAGGGGAUGUUGCAGGACUUGAACACGUCUCAUUCACAUUUGCUACACUUACCGAUAUGGCACGCAUCUAUCAGCACCUCAAAGGCGAGGGUGUUGAGCCAUAUUGGGCAGUCAAUCAUGGUAUGACUAGUAGCAUGUACUAUCGGGAUCCGGAACGAAACAAGGUGGAAAUACAGGUCGAGAACUUCGACACGCCGGAGGAGGCGGAUGCUUUUGUGAGGGGUCCCUUGUUUACCGCGAACCCAGUAGGCACAGACAUCGACCCGCCUUCAUGGGCGGAGCGUAUUUUGAAUAAGAUGAAGCCGAACGGAGAGGAAGGGUUGUCUGAAGAAGAAAUGAGAGAUAUCAAGGCGAGAAAAGAAAUUGGCCCUAGGCAUGAAAUACCUGAGAUCGCUCUUGCGGCAUAG
This is a messenger RNA of Exophiala aquamarina CBS 119918, 660 nucleotides long. RefSeq lists its product as uncharacterized. Lineage: Eukaryota; Fungi; Ascomycota; Eurotiomycetes; Chaetothyriales; Herpotrichiellaceae. The record is from RefSeq and is a predicted model, not a curated record. The coding region runs from base 1 to 660 and encodes 219 amino acids. The transcript has a single exon.